AUGAUAUUUUAUUCUUUUGCUAAAGUGAAACAUACUUCUCUUGUCGCCUCAUGGUUUAAGAAUCCUGGUCAUACCAGAUCUCUUCAUGCUUCCGUUAGGUAUCUCACUGAAAGUAAACUAAAUAAUGUUCCUAUCGAUCGUACAAGGAAUAUUGGAGUGAUUGCUCAUAUCGAUGCGGGAAAAACUACAACGACGGAAACAAUGUUAUACUACAGUGGAGAGACCCGGCGUAUUGGAAAAGUCGAUGAUGGUGAUACGGUGACAGAUUAUCUACCUUCAGAAAGAGAAAGAGGUAUAACAAUUCAACUGGCUGCCAUUUCUAUUCCGUGGAACAACAAAAAAAUCAAUAUAAUAGACACCCCUGGUCAUGCUGACUUUUCCUUUGAAGUUAUUCGGUCGCUUAGAGUUUUAGACGGUGCCAUCACUAUUUUCGAUGCCGUGGCCGGUGUAGAAGCACAAUCAGAGAAGGUAUGGAAGCAAGCAGCUUCUCUUGAAAUACCACGCAUUGCUUAUAUUAACAAAAUGGAUAGGGUGGGAGCAGGAUUCAGUCGUACUGUGCGUGAAAUGAUUCAAAAGUUACAAACAAGAGUUGUUCUAUGCAAUAUUCCAUAUUUUGAAAAGGACCAAGACAAUGAGUUACAAUUUAAAGGUGUUAUCGACGUAUUAAAUAAAAAAAUCUUAAAGUGGAAAUCCUCAGAUGAUACAGGAAAUCAGAUAGAAGUUGUGGAUUUAGAAAAGAGUCCAACUGAGUAUGAGGAGCAACUUAUGAUGAUUCAAAAAUGUCGUGAAUCCAUGAUUGAAACGCUAGGAGAGAUUGACGAUGAGGUUGUGGAUGAAUUUUUGAACCAUAAUGAAGAUUACAUGCAGAUAUCGGCUACAUUUUUAACUAAAGCUAUAAAAAGGGCAACUAUCUCGAAUCUUUUGACCCCAGUGUUUUGUGGUUCUUCAUUUAAGCACAUUGGAGUUCAACCACUUAUGGAUGCGGUGGUUAACUUCCUACCCUCUCCUUUGGAGAUAAAAUUGCCGGAAGUUAAGUCCUCAACUUCAAAACUUUCUAGAAGCAAAAAAAAGAAGCAGCUCACCGCUGACGUUCAAAUGGAUGUACCCAUAAUUCUUGAUUCAAAAAAAGGUUUAAUUUUUAACAAAAACCCUAACUUAACAGUUGCAUUAGCAUUUAAGGUAAUGACACAUGCUACUAGAGGGGUCCUUACUUUCUUUAGGGUUUACAGCGGAAAGCUUAUGUCGAAUACAACGGUUAUCAACACAAGAACAGGAAAAAAGCUACACUUUAAAAAACUAUUACUCAUGCACGGAGAGGACCCAGAAACAGUUCCAUAUAUAAGCUCAGGAAACAUUGGUGUGAUUGCUGGUACUGAGGAUGACAUUAUCACUGGUGAUACUCUUGUUUCUCAUGGUGCUCUCAAUAAACUGUUUUCACCUAUGGAGUCAAAUUUGAAAUUAUUACCGAUAGAAAUUCCUCCCCCACUCUUCAACUCAAGCAUUGAGCCACUCACAGCUGGAGAUGAAAGAUAUAUCAAGUCUUGCAUAGCUGUCUUAAUAAGGGAGGAUCCGUCAUUGAAAGUUAGCGAGGAUGAAGAUUUGGGGCAAACGACUUUAAGUGGAAUGGGAGAGCUUCAUUUAGACAUUAUAAAAGAGAGAUUAAUCAGAGAUAUGAAAGCGAAUGUACGCUUUCGAGAUGUUGCGGUUUCCUAUAAAGAGUCACCUUAUAAACCGAACAACCAAAAGACAACUGAACGCUCAGAUGAAACUAGUGUUUCUGUGACAGUCGAGCUAGACUCUUUUGAAGGUGAGGCGGUAGACUCUAUGUUUUCAGAAGAAGAUGGUGCUUACAUCUUUCCACAUGAAAAUAAUAUUGUAAUUUUAGAGCCAUCGGCAACUCCGAAUUCGAUGAUGCAAGCAAUGACGGAAAGACGAUGGAAGUCUGAUCAUUCUUUAGAGGACUUACAGGAGACACUAAUUCAAGGCUGCUUAACAGCUUUGCAGCUUGGGGGCCCCAUCUUGAGUCUUCCUUUGCAUUCUACAGUUGUAAGAAUCAAAGCAUGGAAUUUUCCAGUAUUUGAUAAAACGUACAAUUCUUCAUUGCUAAUGGAGGCCGCUAGAAAAGCGGUCAGUAGCAAUAUACACAAUCAUAAAGAAAAUGCAUUUUCUAUCUUGGAACCGAUAAUGGUUACCAGGAUUUUCGUUAACUCAGAUGUUUUGGGAGAUGUUGUUCAUGAUCUUACUCAUAAACGACAUGCAAUAAUCAUAUCUAUUGAUGAUGAGCACUCUGAUAAUUUAGAAAACUUAACAUGGGCUUCAAAAGAAUCCGAACGUAUCUAUUUACCACCUGAUUACACAAUGUCGUCCAAUAACAUUAUGUCUGAGCUUAGUAGCAAAAAAGUCAUCACAGCUCACACACCUUUACGUGAGAUGGUUGGCUAUUUGUCUAAAUUACGCUCAAUGACCCAGGGAAGAAGCGACUUCAGUAUGACGUAUCUUGGAAUGAGAAGAGCUCUUCAGUCUAGAUUAGCGACUCUUGUUGAAGAGACUAAAAUAGUCUAG
This is a messenger RNA of Priceomyces carsonii, 2562 nucleotides long. RefSeq names its product Mef2p (gene MEF2). The coding region runs from base 1 to 2562 and encodes 853 amino acids. The transcript has a single exon. Gene Ontology annotation, biological process: mitochondrial translation; ribosome disassembly. Gene Ontology annotation, molecular function: GTP binding; GTPase activity. Lineage: Eukaryota; Fungi; Ascomycota; Pichiomycetes; Serinales; Debaryomycetaceae. Gene Ontology annotation, cellular component: mitochondrion. The record is from RefSeq and is a predicted model, not a curated record.